AUGAUCCCGCCCGCCUCUCAUACAAACCACACCCAUACAUUCAUCAUCCUCCAUGGUCGAGGGAGCAACGCGGAGAAAUUUGGCCUGGAACUGCUCGAGUCUGCCCGUCUGUCUGUCCGACUGCCCACAGUCAAGUUCGUGUUCCCUACAGCAAGCAAACGGCGUUCGACGGCGCUUAAGAGAACCCAGAUCAACCAAUGGUUUGAUAACUCUUCCCUUGAGGACCCCAGGGAGCGGCCAGACCUUCAGAUAGAGGGGCUCUGUGAGACUGCCGAGUUUAUCAGAUUGUGCGUUGACACUGAAGCCGAUAUCCUUGGGGAAGGAGGUCAUCGGAGGGUCAUCCUCGGCGGCCUAAGUCAAGGAUGUGCGGCGGGGAUAUUCACUCUUCUUGGAGGCGGCUUUGGUUUGCCUCACGGCGAGACACUGGGUGGAUUUGUCGGUAUGAGUGGCUGGUUACCAUUUGAAGCUCAGUUGACAGAUAUCACGACCGCAAGACUAGAUGCAGAUUACGAAUUUGAUCCUUUUGCUAGCUCUACCGAUCCAGCGGAUGAGAGCCCGCCUGCCCUACAGGCAAUUAAUCAUAUCCGUGAUAUCCUCGAUCUUGAAACGCUUACACUUCCGUCAGGAGAUCCUAUGCCAACCGUGGAAUCCCCGCCAGCAAGCCAUCUUCUAUGCCCGGUUUUCUUGGGGCAUGGCACUGAUGACUCGAAGGUGCCGGUCAAGCUGGGCCAGAGAAUGGCGGAUUUCCUCUCUGACACGCUGCAUAUGGAUGUUACUUGGAGAAGUUAUGAAGGGUUUGGUCAUUGGUACAAGGUUCCUCAUGAGAUAGACGAUAUAGUUCACUUCUUGAAAGAAAAGGUCGGCAGCCUCAAGUCACGUGUUCUCUCGAUUAUUUCUCUCUUCUUCGACUUCUUCCAUCUUGACAAGAACAAUUUGGACAUGUUGACCAUAUCAAACCUCAGUGACUUUUAUCGUUAUACUGGUGGGAGAUGGCUAUGGGACGAGGAAGCUCAACUCCAGAAGCGCUAUAAACGCUUCAAUGUGCCUGAACUGAAGCGAAUUGCAGCUCAGAGCGUCGGUGCAAAGUCAUGCACAUCUAUAACGAAACAUGCCCAGGGGAGCUGGAAUAAGGUUUUCGAGCUUACUAUGGACAAUGGAGUUACAGUAAUUGCACGACUGCCUAUCCCAAUGGUUGGCCCUCCGUUCAGGACGACGGCGUCGGAAGUUGCGACCAUGGACUUCGCCCGGAGUGUUCUUGAUAUACCCGCUCCAAAAGUGAUAGCUUGGAGCGGGACGGCAGAUAACCCAGUGGAAUCGGAGUAUAUCAUACUUGGGAAAACUCCUGGAACAGAACUCCACCAGACCUGGGUUAAGAUGGAGCUUGAGGACAAGCUGAAAAUUGUGGAUGAAAUCAUCUCCAUUCAAAAGAAGUUUCUCUCAGCGUCCUUUACACGAUAUGGACAUCUCUACUUUGCAGAAGAUGCUUUCCCCGGAUGUGAAAAGGCCCAAAUCGUAGGCGACGUAUCAGAGUCACAGAAGCAGCUCACACAGGACCGAUAUGUGAUAGGGCCAGUAGCCUGCAACUAUUUUUGGGACGAAGAGCGGGCAUCUAUGAACAUCGACCGUGGCCCCUGGAGAUGUCCCCAAAACUAUCUCAAGGCGACUGCCAGACGAGAGAUUGAUUGGAUCACAAAAUAUGCAUCCCCAAGACCACCACCGAACCCGCUCGUGUUCUCGAAAUCUCAGCACUCUCCAGAUGCUCACAUUGACCUUUACAAAAAGUUCCUAGACGUUGCUGAUUUUAUCCUACCUACCAAGCAGGAACAUGUUCGAUCCACUCUGUGGUAUAGUGAUUUCCGAGUUUACACUAUCUUUGUCGAUGGGACUAGAAUUACCUGUCUUGUCGACUGGCAGAACAUCUGGGCAAGACCGCUAUUUAUGCAAGCGCAGAGUCCAAAGCUUUUUAGAAUCAAGGAUGAGGUCCUAGAACUCCCCAAAGAAUAUGAGGAGAUGACUGAUGAAGAUGAGAAAGCUGAACUUCGCAAUAACGUGGAGACGUCCAAGUUACAGCGUGCAUACCACGAGAAUACUAAAAUUGUCAACCCGGAUAUCCAUGAUGUCCUCCAUAACAUACCACGUGGCGACAAAAUCCGUCAAACUAUUGCGUUGUCCACCGAUACGUGGAACGAUGAUAUAAUUCCCUUCAGGAUGUGUCUUAUCUGGAUUGCGCGCUACUGGCAUGAGAUCUGCCCACAUGUCCCCUGUCCCAUUGAGUUUACAGAGGAAGAAUUAAAGAGUCAUCACGAAAAUGCAGAUGAUUGGAACGCCCAGGCAGACUUCUGGGAACUGCUAGACGGCACUAUAACACCUGACGGGUGGGUUUACAAAGAGAACUAUGAUACCGCAAUGGAUAUUUUCGCCCACCUCAAAACGGAAAUGUUGAAGGAUUCUUCUAUAACUGAAGAAAGGCGGGCAGAUAUCGAAAAGCAGCUGAGUUGGGUGGUGGUUAAAGAAGAGGCGCCACAGGAAAACCGAACAGAAGAAGCAAUAUCUUAA
Arthroderma uncinatum is the source of this 2556-nucleotide messenger RNA. RefSeq lists its product as uncharacterized. Lineage: Eukaryota; Fungi; Ascomycota; Eurotiomycetes; Onygenales; Arthrodermataceae. Gene Ontology annotation, molecular function: hydrolase activity. Gene Ontology annotation, cellular component: mitochondrion. The record is from RefSeq and is a predicted model, not a curated record. The coding region runs from base 1 to 2556 and encodes 851 amino acids. The transcript is spliced from 7 exons.